AUCCACUUCGACUGUACGUCCACCGGAUCCGGUGUGAGUGGCUUGUCCCGUCUUCACUGCGGUCGAGUCUGUUUGUCCGCGCGUGUCUUCGUGUAGUGACGCAAAAACAGAGGGGUUCUUUUCACGGCUUCUUCUGCAACUCGAGAUCUUUUCUUGCUUGUUUUCCCUCUCUUCACUCUGGAGUGUGCUUCUCUCUUUUUUUCCAGACGCUCCCUCUUCGCGAGUCAACAAAGUUUCCCCUGUCCACUGGCCAGAGCCAGUCGCUCUGCUCUGCACACGCUGGUGGCUGUUCCGUCUGUUUCUUCGUCCACUUCUGCUUCGCAGUCCCUCUGCAGUCGUCUUUCUCGUGCUUGCCCUCGUUCCCCCAGUUUCCUCCUUUCCAGUCAGCGCUUUUCGCUCCUCGUUCUGUCCUGGUCACCUCGGCCGUCCUCCCUGGCAGGCUCUGUGCCUCCCGCCGAUCUCCGCCGAGUCCACGCCUCGCGCGCGUUUCGUCAACUUCAUAGCCUAGCCCUGAGCCGCCCUUGGCCGAAGAAGAAGCCGACAAAUUUUUGUUCGAGUACAAACCACCACUGGGGCAGAGGUCCUCGGUCGAAACGUCGAAGGCCUCUGUGGCGGUGUCUGUAAUUAGGACGCCGCGUUGGGUCCGACCGGGCAUGGCCACAGAUCCCGUUUUCGCUCCUCAGUCCUCACGCGUUGCUUCGCUCUCGGCCCAUUUUGCCGGCCGUGACUCAGGUUUCAGUCUUCCGUUGGCAGUCUCUCCCCUGCGUUCUGCCAAUGUUCAGUCUCGUCUCCGGCCUCUAUCAGUGGCUGUUCUCCUACGACGAACUGCGUCUUCUCCUCGUUGGCCUGGACGGCAGUGGAAAGACGACUUUUCUGGAGCAACUGAAGGCGCGCCACUCCAAACGGAGAGGCUCUGCUCUCAGGCCUUCCUCGUCUCCCUCCCUGCAUGCGCAUCAAGCUGCUCCUGCCGACGCGACCCUCCCGGCUCCCGAAGCUGCACCUGCACACAGGCACGAUGUAGACGUGACGGCAAACUCUCCUUCUUCCCCCUCGUCUCCCUCUUUCUCUUCUUUCUCCUCUUCGUCUUCUUCCUCUUCUUCCUCUUCUUGCUCUCCGCAGUCUGCGUCUCCCUCUUGCUCUUCCUCCUUCACCCCACCUUCGCGUUCUCCCCCGCCUCUCCUUCCUCAAGUGCGUCCAACGACAGGCUUCAACCUGACGCGUUUCGUGUACGAGAGGUUCCAGGUGACGAUUUGGGAUCUGGGGGGUCGCGAGACGCUGAGGGACAUCUGGAAAGACUACUACGCCGACUGUGACUGCGUUCUGUUCUUCGUCGAUGCCGCAGCGCUCAGCCGCGAGGAGGAAGCCGCUCAAGUCUUUCAGUGCAUGCUGGACGACCUUGCGGCCUCGGCGUCGCAGGCCGGGCCGCGAGGAGAGAUCGACGACCCUGCCUGCUCCGCGCACCGGACGUCCGAUGCGGCGCCGCCGGUCUUGUUUGUAGCCAACAAACAGGACUUGUCGAACGCAGAGUCGGGAGAGCGUCUCCUCUCGCGCUUCCUCUUCCGCGGAGACCGACCGGCCGACUGGCCUCGAACGGACGCGCAGGAGAAACGCAGAACGACGGUGGACGCCGUCCGCGCCGACGACGGGCCAGUGCAGGCGUUCUCCCAUACCGCCGUAAAGUCGGAGAGCGUCGACGCCCUGCUGUGCGCUGCUGUCGCCGCUGCUCGGGCAACGCGGGAGGUUCACAGAGAACAAGCGACGUGGACAGAGCGCCCGAGCAAAGGACAGCGGCCCUCGGCGCCUGUGCUACACAGCCAGGGUCGACACACCCAGAGGCAGUCGAUCUCCUCAACGCAAGAAGAAGAACAGAGAGAAGAAGGCGAAGGAGGGGACAGAGAGGAAGAGAGCGAAGGUAAAGGAGAGAGAGAAGGUAAAGGAGAGGACAGAGAUGAGGAGAGAGAAGAACGUGCAGGGGAUGACAGAGAAGAAGGUGCAGGGGAUGACAGAGAAGAAGGGAGUGGAGACUUGGUAGUGACAGAAGACAGCUCCGACAAGGAAGGCAGUGGAGAUUCCAAUGGUUUGUAUGACAUUGAAGAGGCACAAAGAAACUUUGAGUUUUUCCUCGCUUCUCGUCUCUAUGCAUGUUCACCUUCAUCUUCUCGCCUGUCUCUGCAACAUGGACAUGGGUCACCGUUAGGCCGGCGCCUCUUGAAACACAAAUUGUAGUUCAUCUGCAGAGAGUCGUGAGAUUCACGAAAAGCGGAGCAUUCAGAGAAAGGACGGGGCUUCUGAAUCGUCGCCGUCGCUGUCUUGCCGCCUUGGACAGUUGAGGGGAAUGUCUUUUGUCGAGUUCAAGGAACGAGCAAAGUGGACGCGUGGUGGACGUCGUUUACCCUUUUCUUUUUAGAGCUGCGUAGUGAGCUAGACAGCACAAAUCAGAUACGAUGCGCAGGAGCGUUUGAGACCGACACUCGAGCCGGCAGAUGUUUUCUGACGCUGGAGCAGGCGCUAUACUUGCAGCUGCGAUUCUCAGAAUGCGGGUGGCGGUGACUUCUGAGCCUGGAGCUCGUCACACACUUGCGUCAAGGGGGAACGACGCCGGUGCGUCUCGUCUUCGCGCAGGCGUGACUUCGCCGCGAAAAAGCCAACGGGAAAAGGAAGAGCCGCGAGAGACAACCUCGCUGAGACACAGCACGGCCUUCGUUCAAGUCGACGUUGGCACCUUGUUUGCUACUUUGUCGGUUCUGUUGACCUUUUCGGAGACAAAGUGUAAACAACGUAGAGUUGUCGUCGCGUUAGAAGGCCGCGUGGUACCAUGAUUUAGUCUCCUGUUAAACCCAUCUUGCAGUGUAGAACGAUAAACAACAUCUUUUUCC
This is a messenger RNA of Toxoplasma gondii ME49, 2876 nucleotides long. RefSeq lists its product as hypothetical. Bases 775 to 2226 code for a protein of 483 amino acids. Gene Ontology annotation, biological process: intracellular protein transport; protein localization to organelle; Golgi to plasma membrane protein transport. The transcript has a single exon. The record is from RefSeq and is a predicted model, not a curated record. NCBI's taxonomy places the organism in Eukaryota, Apicomplexa, Conoidasida, Eucoccidiorida, Sarcocystidae. Gene Ontology annotation, cellular component: Golgi apparatus. Gene Ontology annotation, molecular function: GTP binding; GTPase activity.